GGUCAACAUGCCGCAGCUGGUUCUGUCGAGCUCGCCAGCUACUCUGCUAUUCCGCCCCCACGGCACGUUUCUCUUGAAAAGCCACAUAGCGCAUCCUGCUUGCCCUGCCAAGGCUUUCUUCAGAUCACCUACGCACUCCCCCAGCAUUGGAAGAUCUGUGAAGUCCGCACCCGUUCCAGCUCUUCUGGGUGGCAGUAAGUUUUUGGCACGAAUUGCACCACUGCGUGUAUUACAAGGAUCUUCGGCAUCACCAUUGCAGCCAUUCACUGCUCGAAGCAGAGGAACGAUCAGCAUGGCCGCAGUUCCAGAAAAGAUGAAAGCAUGGCAGUACGUGCAAUAUGGUGGUGGGGCUGGUAGCUUGGAGCUAGUGGACAAGCCAGUGCCAAGGCCUGGGCCAGAUGAGAUUCUUCUGAAGAUACACGCAUCUUCCGUGAACCCCGUAGACUGGAAGAUCCAGUCUGGCGCUUUGAAAGCAGUCAUAUGGAUCAAGUUGCCUAUGGUUCCAGGCACCGACUUUGCUGGAACAGUCGCUGCUGUUGGCUCCAAUAUAGCUGGCUUUUCAGUUGGUGACAGGAUCUUGGCCAAGGUCGACGUAUAUCAUCAAGGCGCUUUCGCUGAGUACGGAGUCAUUGACACCAAGACAAUCGCCAGACUGCCACCAGGCGUCUCCUUUGAAGACGCGGCAGGCCUGCCGGUUGCGGCCAUGACCGCACUCCAAGGCCUCAUCAAGGGGGGCCUAUCGUUCCCCAAGGGCACCGGGCGCGUACUGGUCCAAGCAGCGUCGGGAGGAGUGGGACACUAUGCCGUGCAGCUUGCCAAGUACGCGGGCGCCCACGUCACCGCCACCGCCAGCACGGGCAACAUCGACCUCGUCAAGAGCCUGGGCGCCGACGAGGUCCUCGACUACAAGAAGCUGGCCGACCCCGCCAACCCCUUCCAGAGCGCGUCUAAGCAGCCGUAUGACGUCAUCCUGCACUGCACGUCCAAGGAGGAGCCGUGGGAUCACUGGCAGAAGGUGCUCGCCAAGCAUGGGAAGGUGGUCAGCUUUACCCCCGGGGCUAGUUACAUUGCGAGGUCCGCGCUGCAGGCGGCGACCUUCUCGAAGCAGAGGUUGAUCCCCCUGAUCCUGUCGGCGAACUCAAAGGAUCUGCAAACGCUGGUGGAUCUCGUGGGCGAUAAGAAGUUGAAAACGGUGAUCGAUAGUAAGUAUCCGCUGAGUGAGGCGAAGAAGGCCUGGGAGCGGAGCAUCGACGGGCACUCGGUGGGGAAGGUUGUUGUCGUUGCUGAGUAGAGGAAAUAUGACUUCACCGCCCGUAAAGGGCGGUGACUGAAGCAUUUUGCUAGACUAAUAAACCUCCGGCGUUGAGAAAUGCCUUCGAGAUUGUACAUUAGGAGAACUGAAAUGUUGUACAUAGAGCCUUCGCUUGCCGUCUAAUUCAAGUGUCUGGCAUCAAAAGUUUGAACAACUGAGACGUUGUGCUGUAUGUCGAUGACAAUUAUUCUG
Molecule: messenger RNA, 1504 nt
Organism: Klebsormidium nitens
Lineage: Eukaryota; Viridiplantae; Streptophyta; Klebsormidiophyceae; Klebsormidiales; Klebsormidiaceae
Source: the annotation of a GenBank genome assembly